Molecule: messenger RNA, 2831 nt
Organism: Lotus japonicus
Lineage: Eukaryota; Viridiplantae; Streptophyta; Magnoliopsida; Fabales; Fabaceae
Product: pentatricopeptide repeat-containing protein At1g56690, mitochondrial-like
Exons: 3
Coding region: 86-2209 (707 amino acids)
Biological process (GO): RNA modification
Molecular function (GO): protein binding; zinc ion binding; RNA binding
Source: RefSeq, a predicted model, not a curated record
UAACCUUUUUUAUUUACCAAGUAUUUGUGAUUUUAAGGUGGAAACACCCGCGUUGCAUCUUUCACCUCCAUAGUUUCACAUACACAUGGGUUAUGGCUACUCAACACUGCGUGUUUGCAUGGUGCAAGUGAGGUUCCAAUGCACCAGCACCGGAGCAAUUUCACGUUACGCACGUAUCGGUCAAAUCGAGAAUGCUCGUAAGGUGUUCGACGAAACGCCUCACAUACACAGAACCACCUCUUCAUGGAACGCCAUGGUUGCCGCGUACUUUCAAGCCCACCAGCCCCAUCAGGCCGUUACUCUCUUCGAGACAACGCCCGAGAAGAACAUCGUCUCAUGGAACGGCAUGGUUUCCGGGUUUGUGAAGAACGGGAUGGUUGCCGAAGCGCGGAGGGUGUUCGAUGCAAUGCCUGUACGUAAUGUUGUUUCGUGGACUUCGAUGGUUCGCGGUUACGUGCAGGAGGGGAAUGUGGAGGAGGCGGAACGGCUCUUCUGGCGGAUGCCGGAGAAGAAUGUGGUGUCGUGGACUGUGAUGCUUGGUGGGUUGUUGAAGGAUUCGCGAGUUGAGGAUGCGCGCAAGCUGUUUGAUAUGAUGCCUGUGAAGGAUGUUGUGGCCGUGACGAAUAUGAUUGGAGGGUAUUGUGAGGAGGGUCGUUUGGAGGAAGCGCGUGCUCUGUUUGAUGAGAUGCCGAAGAGAAAUGUGGUUACUUGGACUACUAUGGUAUCUGGGUAUGCGCGGAAUAGGAGGGUGGAUGUGGCAAGGAAGCUUUUUGAAGUGAUGCCGGAGAGAAAUGAGGUUUCUUGGACUGCUAUGCUUAUGGGGUAUACUCACAGUGGGAGGAUGAGGGAGGCUUCAGAGUUUUUCGAUGCAAUGCCGGUGAAGCCCGUUGUUGCUUGUAAUGAGAUGAUUAUGGGUUUUGGAUUUGAUGGAGACGUGGAUAGAGCUAAGGCGGUGUUUGAGAAAAUGAGGGAGAGGGAUGAUGGAACUUGGAGCGCCAUGAUUAAGGUGUACGAAAGAAAAGGGUUUGAGUUGGAAGCCCUUGGUUUGUUUGCUCGGAUGCAAAGAGAAGGGGCUGCACUAAAUUUCCCUUCCUUGAUCAGUGUUCUUUCUGUGUGUGCCAGUUUAGCCAGUCUUGAUCAUGGAAGGCAGGUUCAUGCCCGGUUAGUGAGAUCUGAAUUUGAUCAAGAUUUAUAUGUUGCCUCGGCCUUGAUUACAAUGUAUGUUAAGUGCGGUGAUCUUGUAAGAGCAAAAUGGAUUUUUAAUAGGUAUCCUUUAAAGGAUGUUGUUAUGUGGAAUUCUAUGAUUACGGGGUAUUCCCAACAUGGUUUGGGAGAGGAAGCUUUAAAUGUUUUCCGUGAUAUGUGCUUAUCUGGGGUUCCACCCGAUGAUAUUUCCUUCAUUGGAGUUCUUUCAGCCUGUAGCUACAGUGGCAAGGUCAAAGAAGGGCGUGAAAUAUUCGAAUCUAUGAAAUGCAAAUAUCAAGUGGAGCCAGGAAUUGAACACUAUGCGUGCAUGGUUGAUUUGCUUGGACGAGCUGGCCAGGUGAAUGAUGCAGUGGAAAUAGUAGAAAAGAUGCCAAUGGAACCAGAUGCUAUUGUUUGGGGUUCAUUGUUAGGUGCCUGCAGAACCCAUAUGAAGCUGGAUUUGGCUGAAGUUGCAGUUGAGAAACUUGCACAGCUAGAGCCCAAGAAUGCUGGGCCUUAUGUCUUGCUCUCACAUAUGUAUGCAUCCAAAGGAAGAUGGGAGGAUGUUGAAGUCGUUAGGGAAAAAAUAAAAACUAGGAGUGUUAUCAAAUUGCCAGGGUACAGUUGGAUUGAGGUGGAGAAGAAGGCACAUAUGUUCGUUGGGGGAGACAAUAAUUGCCACCCCGAGCAGCCUAUUAUUAUGAAAAUGUUGGAGAGGUUAGAUGGAUUGUUAAGGGAUGCUGGGUACAGUCCUGAUCAUAGUUUUGUGCUUCAUGACGUGGAGGAGGAAGAGAAGACACAUAGCUUGGGUUAUCAUAGUGAAAAACUUGCUAUAGCAUAUGGACUCCUAAAAGUGCCUGAAGGGAUGCCAAUUAGAGUUAUGAAAAAUUUGCGGGUUUGUGGUGAUUGUCAUUCUGCAAUCAAAUUGAUUGCAAAAGUUACUGGAAGGGAGAUCAUUGUGAGGGAUGCCAAUAGAUUUCAUCAUUUUAAAGAUGGUUAUUGUUCUUGUAAGGACUAUUGGUAAUUCCUUGAAACAAUCACGUAUGGCCACAGAUUUGAAAAAACUAUUGGCAAUUCGGAAUAGAGGGUUGCUUAUCCAUUCCCUGAGCAUGAUGGGCUGGGAUACCUGUAAUUUGACAGGCUUUAUGGAAGAAUCAAACUGAAGUCCUUAAUACAUUUGACUUUCACAUACAAGUUACACAAUUCCUUAAACAUUUGCAUAAAAAUAGAUGGAUUAAAAGCAUUCACUUCAAAGGAACUGGCACUUGAUACCAAGUACUGACAAUUUUAGUUGCUCAACUCAACUAAAGCUAUCCAAGGAGGUUAGGGAAAGGUUUGUAUGGGUAUGCAGUGACCCAGAUACCAGCUGUGUUUCUGAAGCUUUUGAUCAGGAUGCACCGAUGCAACCUAUAUCUCAUGCAUACAUGCUCAACUGCCCGAGGAGUGCUAAUGAAGCUGCUAAUUGUCUUGCCGGUUUGGGAACGGAUCAAAUAAUGUGCCUUCAUUCGUUGGGAGUCGCCUUCUCCUCAUUUUAUUUUCAUCUUGCUAAUCUUAGCUUUUUUGUUUUUUCUUGUAAUUUUUCCGAUGUACUAAAAUAAAAGCUUACGUGCUCACAAAUAAUUAAAUAAAUUUUAAUUUUUAUAUAU